This is a messenger RNA of Penicillium chermesinum, 3096 nucleotides long. RefSeq names its product peroxidase/cytochrome P450 family protein. The coding region runs from base 1 to 3096 and encodes 1031 amino acids. NCBI's taxonomy places the organism in Eukaryota, Fungi, Ascomycota, Eurotiomycetes, Eurotiales, Aspergillaceae. The transcript is spliced from 7 exons. The record is from RefSeq and is a predicted model, not a curated record. Gene Ontology annotation, molecular function: peroxidase activity; monooxygenase activity; iron ion binding. Gene Ontology annotation, biological process: response to oxidative stress.
AUGGCUGAAAAGUCCACCGGAGCCACCAAUGGCAGUGAUAGUUUGCUGUCUCGAGCUGAAAAUGCCAUUCGGGCAUCUCUGAAGCCUUUGCCAACGGAGACCGGUGAUGGCACCUAUGUACCAAGUGAUACCACCACGGGCCUGGCCAAAGAUCUCAGCCAUAUCGACUUGAAAGAUGUCAAGACACUCGUCGAUGUAGCCAAAAGUGCGGUUAGCGGAGAUCCCGUAAACGACCGGGAGUACAUCAUGGAGCGAGUGAUUCAACUCGCAGCCGAUCUUCCAUCUACAUCCAAGAAUGGAAAGGAAGUGACGAAUACAUUUUUAAAUAUGCUGUGGAACGACUUGAAGCACCCUCCUAUCUCGUAUCUUGGUCGAGAUACAUCAUACCGCAAAGCCGAUGGCUCUGGAAACAACAUCUUCUGGCCUCAGAUUGGAGCAGCAGGCACUCCAUAUGCCCGAUCUGUCCGACCACAAACGGUGCAACCCGCUGAGCUGCCUGAUCCAGGAACGCUGUUCGACAGUCUCUUGUCUCGGAAAGAAUUCAAAGAGCACCCAAACAAGAUAUCGAGUGUGCUAUUUUACCUUGCAUCGAUUAUCAUCCAUGGAAGAGCAAAACCAAGUCAGGACUUUCAAAGAUGGCAGGUUGAAGCCAGAUGUAUUCUCCACGAAAAGAAUCCUGGGAUUCCCCCUGGCGUUGGUGUUUUGCUGAUAAUGUUUAAUCGCUUCCACAACUUUGUUGUUACGCAACUGGCAGCGAUUAAUCAAGGCGGACGCUUCACAAAGCCUGACGAGUCGAAUGCCAAGGCAUAUGCCGCUUGGGAUAAUGAUUUGUUUCAGACGGGUCGCCUAGUUACAUGCGGUCUUUACAUCAACAUUGUAUUGAAGGACUACGUUCGAACAAUCCUCAAUCUGAACCGGACUAACAGUACUUGGAGCCUGGAUCCUAGAGCGGAUAUCAAAGAUGGACUGCUCAGCGAGGCUGCAGCUCAGGCAACUGGCAACCAGGUCUCUGCAGAGUUCAACCUUGUUUACCGUUGGCAUUCGUGCAUCUCUGAACGUGACCAGAAAUGGUCAGAAGACCUAUAUAAAGAGAUAUUUGCUGGUCAAGACCCCAGUACCUUGUCUCUUCCCGAAUUCAUGCAAGGACUCGGGCGUUGGGAGGCCAGUAUGCCCGCAGAGCCUUUGGAUCGUCCCUUUGCCAAGCUGCAUCGUCAAGCAGAUGGCUCUUUUGAUGACGAUGAUUUGGUCAAGAUUUUCCAGGAGAGUGUGGAGGAUGUUGCUGGCGCUUUCGGUGCCUCUAAUGUCCCGUCCGUCUUUCGAAGCAUUGAGGUUCUCGGGAUGCAACAGGCUCGCUCUUGGAACCUGGCAACUUUGAAUGAGUUCCGAGAUUUCUUUAACCUGGCUCCAUACAAGACGUUUGAAGAGAUCAACCCGGAUCCUUACAUUGCAGAUCAGCUCCGUCACUUUUACGAUCACCCUGACCUUGUCGAACUAUACCCAGGCAUCAUCGUGGAAGACACGAAGCAUCCAGUAGUUCCAGGCAGUGGGCUGUGCACAAAUUACACGAUCUCCCGGGCGAUUUUGUCAGAUGCUGUCGCUCUCGUUCGUGGAGAUCGGUUCUACACGGUUGACUACACUCCUAAGCACCUGACCAAUUGGGCAUACAAUGAGAUUAAUUACGAUACCGACGAGGAUGAAGGCCAAGUAUUCUACAAGCUAGCCUUGCGUGCUUUCCCACAUCACCUACGAGGUGAUUCAAUCUAUGCUCAUUUCCCGAUGGUCAUUCCCAGUGAGAACGAAAAGAUUAUGAAAAGCCUUGGGCAGUAUGAUACGUAUAAUUUUGAUCGCCCUCGCUACAAUGCCAUUCCGAGAAUGAUUGAAUCUCAUGCUGCCUGUAAGGCUGUGCUUGGAGACCAAGAUGCGUUCAAAGUGACCUGGGGUAAGAAGCUGGAGUUCCUUCUCCAUCGCGAUGGCCAUCCCUAUGGUCGAGACUACAUGCUGUCUGGGGAUCUACCUCCAAACGCUGCGUCCCGCAAAAUGGUCGGCGAUGCUCUUUACCGCGACAAGUGGCAGUUGGAAGUCAGCAAGUUCUAUGAGGAGAUUACCCUGCAGCUUAUCAAGAAGCACUCUUACAAGGUUGCUGGUACAAACCAGGUGGAUAUCUGCCGCGAUGUGGCUAAUUUGGCCCAAGUCCACUUCUGCUCUAGUGUUUUCUCUUUGCCUCUCAAAACUGAAUCCAACCCCCAAGGGAUUUACACUGAAGUCGAAAUGUACAACAUGAUGGCAUUGAUCUUCACUUGCAUUUUCUACGAUGUUGACGUCGCCAAGUCUUUCAAGCUUGAGCAGGCAUCUCGAAAGCUUUCACAGCAGCUGGGUGAGCUGGUCUUGGCUAAUGUAGAAGUCGUUGAUAAAGUCGGCAUCAUUGCCAGCAUCGUCUCUCACCUUCAUCGCCAUGAUGUUCUAAGUGACUACGGCGUCCACAUGAUACAACGCCUGUUGGAUAGCAAACUUGCGCCAAAAGAGAUUGUCUGGACACAUAUUCUCCCGUCAGCAGCCGCGAUGGUCGCCAACCAAGCCCAAUUAUUUACUCAAGCUUUGGACUUCUAUUUGGACAAAGAGAACGCGGCUCACCUCGCGGAGAUCCAGCGCCUGUCUACAGAGACCACACCAGAAUCUGAUGAUCUUUUGCUGCGAUAUUUUAUGGAAGGUGCUAGAAUCCGCUCGUCUGUCGCUCUGCCUCGAAAAGUAGCCAAGCCCACCGUUAUCGAGGAUAAAGGCGAGAAAGUGACGCUCAAAACGGGCCAGGAGGUUUUCUGCAACCUGUCGGCUGCAAGUCACGAUCCAGAAGCCUUCCCAGAUCCUGAAACAGUUCGCCUGGACCGCGACCUAAGCCAGUAUAUCUUCUUCGGAUAUGGCCCACACCAAUGCCUCGGCCUCGAUAUUGUUAAGAUCGCGCUCCCCACAAUGUUCCGCGUUGGCCAAUUGAAGAAGGUCCCUGGUGUUGGUGGCAUCACGAUGUAUCUGGAUCCGGAGUAUAGUUCUUACUCUCCAUAUCCUUCUAGCAUGAAGAUCCAGUGGGAUGGAGAGUUGCCUUAG